AUGGUCCGUAGCGAUGCGUACUGCGCCGAAGAAGACGAAAGUGAGACGGAGAGAAACCGGAGGUAUGGUGCGGACGGUAGCACCAUCAGUGCGUCAUACACCGAUUCGUCUUCUGUACCGAAGCAGGUCCCUGUAACGUUGAGUCUAGUCUUCCAGUACUUCUCUCUGCUCGCCUCCUACCACGGAGCCGUGCACGUGCCGCGGUACUGGGCGGAUCUGCUUCGCCCGUCCUCUGUGGCAGGAGCCAAAGACGACGAUGCCAGCACCAGCGAACACGCUCAUGAGUGUGCAAACGAGCUCAUCUCCCCUGUGACGGAGAUCGACCUCAGCGUUUGCUACGUGGGACCGACUAUGCUCCUGGCCCUUGCUGACCUGCUUCGCGUGCACUGUGUGACCGUGCAGCGGGGCUGCAGUCAGCGGUGGCACGUGAGCGGCAAGGCAGGCAUGGGCACGCUGCCUUCCGUGAUGGCACCACUCUGGGGCGCGGGAUCGCGUUGCCCGAGGAAGGGAGAGGAGGUGAUGUGCUCCUUGCUUCCGCACUUGACAACACUGCGACUCACGCAUCUCGCGAUGGAUUUCACGGUGCCUUACGAUGCCACAGGGUUAAAAGGCGGAAACGCGGUGCUGCGCAACAUGCUGGAGGCACUGCAGGGCCACCCCUCACUGAAGGUGCUGGACCUCUCCGGCAACCCGGUGGCCGCGGCGCUGGUGCCGACCAUUUCGCGGCUGGUGCAAAUGACGCCGUCUUUGACGACACUCAUGCUUGACGACACGCUCGUCGCGGAUAGCGAGAAAGAGAUGCUGUGUGCACAGUGCUUGCUCAAUGAGUUACGCCUACAGCGCGCGGCAGUGGAUGGUGCGGCGGCGACAGUUUCCGACGACGCUUCCCUGGCGACCUCGCCAGAGUCUGCCACACGAGGGCUGUGGGCGGCACAGAUGCUUGAGAAUGUGCUCAUGGCUGUGGAGCGCGGCGUUUCGGCUGUGCCGUGGCUCCUUGGGAAGUCUACUGCUCUGAUACGUCGCUACAGUACGUCAAAGCCGUCGCAAGCCGAGGCAUCCGCUUUUGAAGGAAGUGCUCGUAGCUCGCGCACCUCCGAUAUAGCGGACGGGCUUUCCCAGUUUGGCUCCAGCUCGGUGAACUCGUCGUACGCAACGGACGUGGCGCCGAGCUUAGAGAUAACCUAUUUGAGCUACGACUACACAAGCGAGAGCUCGGCCGCUGCCGUGGCUACAGCGCCCCCUCCGGCGGGUGCAACAUGGAGUGCCGAGUGCACCGAGGUGGCGCGAUGCGCCUUCAUGCCUCGAUCGCUGGCGCAGCGCACUGUGCUGGGAGGGCGGUCGGUGUGGCCCAACGUCCCGAAACCGCUCGAAGCGGUGGUGUCGACGGAUCUAUCUGCACCGUCGGCCGCUGCGGUGGCAGCCACGGAUCUCCUGCUUACUCUCCGUCAGCACGUGCUUCCCGAGCCCGAGGCCCCGCCGGGACUGCGCCGCGGCUCCGCACGCGAUGGCGCCUUUCUCACCACAGCGGAGGAAACGUACUGGUCCGUGCGGAAGAAGCAGGAGGUCCAGUGGGGGUACGUGUUGCAGAAGGUCUCGGAAAACCUCACCCCGGUAUUCGUGCGCAACGGACACACCCUCUACGCGGAGGGCAGCGAGUGCGACAGUAUCUACCUUCUUCCCGUAUCGAUGCAGGAGACGCGCACCUACGCGGAGCUCCACGUCAGCGCAAAUCCGGGACACGUGAACCGAGUGUUGCCGGGUCAGUGGGUGGGCGAAGCCGAGAUCCUCGACUGUCUGUCCGUCUACGCCAAGUAUUCGUCCUCCUCCGCUGAUGGAAGCGCUGCAGUGCCCAACUCGGAGACCGUCUUGCAGCGCAGGAGCACCGUGCGCGUCUUCACUGAGGCAACGGACGACGUCGUUCUCUGGGCACUACCCUUCCGCGUCGCCUUCUUCUACCUCUACGCCCCCUAUCAACUGCUGCAUAAGCAGUUUGUCCACCGUACCCCGAUGAGCGCCUUCGCCCACAUCCACCCGGUUCACCUUUCCUGCGUCCCGGUGCACAUGCACGCAAGCCAUGGCUCCUGGCCCGCCUCGGCGGGGCAGGGUCGCGACAGCGGUGCUGCUCCAGUUCUGUGCCGAUACGCGUUCAUGUCACGCCAUGUCCUCUUACUUGAAGAGGGCGAGUUUCUGCUGCGUCUGCCGUCCCUGGCUAGCCACGUGGGUCCUCGCAACGGUGACCGCACCGCUGCGUCGACUAGAGUGGGGAUGGAGGAUCAUCACCUCCUAUCGGGUGUGACCGUGAUAACGCAGCCUCUCCUAGACCUUGAUGCUGCGCUGCGAGCCGCCGUCGCCGCCGAACUGACCGCUGAGCAUGGCGGCGCCACUGUCACGUACGCCCGCGGACCCCAUGGAACACUGGCCCUCGGCAAGCAGGCUGAGCUCUGUCGCUUCCGUGCUGCCAAGAUGGAGCAAACAGCGGCGAGCGCUACCGUGAGCCACAGUGGAGCCAGUGGGACCGCGGAAACAGUCGGCGACAGCCACGAAAACGCAGUGGUGCUUCGCCAAUGCCGCACUGGCGGUACAGCGGCGCAGUGGCGCUACUCCGCCAUCACCAACGAGGAGUUCACCGCUCUCUGUCCUGCACUGCGUGUUGCCCUGACUCGGCACAUCUGCGUGGUGCACGACCUUUGA
Leishmania major strain Friedlin is the source of this 2691-nucleotide messenger RNA. RefSeq lists its product as hypothetical. The coding region runs from base 1 to 2691 and encodes 896 amino acids. The transcript has a single exon. The record is from RefSeq and is a predicted model, not a curated record. Lineage: Eukaryota; Euglenozoa; Kinetoplastea; Trypanosomatida; Trypanosomatidae.